GGCUACGGUGCGAACUUGUCGUCCUGGACGGCGGUGUCGUGCAGCGUGACUGCCGUGGUCAGCACCAUCGUAGAGGCUGUAUAGUCAGCGGGCUGCCGUACCAGCCAGCUCUCGUGGCCGUGAACGUCAUCCUUGCGGCGUCGAUGGUGCUGGGCUUCCUGAGCCUGCGGUUCCAGCUGCACGAAGCUGGGAUCAUCGUCGCCGUGGGCGUCAUGGGGCUGUCGACCCCUGGCUGGGGGUGCAGCUGCGAGCUCGGCAGCGAGGUGUGCUUCCCGGCCCGCGAGGCCACGGUCAGCUCCUUCCUGGAGGCUUGCAGCAACCUGACGGCGGUCGUCGGCAUCCUAACAGCGCAGCGCCUCCUCGACGCCGGCAUGGGCGCCGCCGUGCUGCUGGUGAUGGCAGCGACCGCGCUGCUCGGCAGCACUUUGCUGCUCGGCUUGUCUGGGCGCUACCGCCGCAAGGAGGCAGAGCACAUGGCGGAGGUAGAGAUGGAAGGCUUUCACACGGUGGAUGACCAAAGCGGUUGCCCCCUGCACCCCACGCUGGACGCCGACUCCCCGUCGUUCCGCACCGCGCCACAGGC
This is a messenger RNA of Prorocentrum cordatum, 583 nucleotides long. The record is from the annotation of a GenBank genome assembly. Lineage: Eukaryota; Dinophyceae; Prorocentrales; Prorocentraceae.